Amyelois transitella is the source of this 5440-nucleotide messenger RNA. RefSeq names its product solute carrier family 12 member 9. The transcript is spliced from 23 exons. Lineage: Eukaryota; Metazoa; Arthropoda; Insecta; Lepidoptera; Pyralidae. Gene Ontology annotation, molecular function: potassium:chloride symporter activity. Gene Ontology annotation, biological process: potassium ion import across plasma membrane; potassium ion homeostasis; chloride ion homeostasis. Bases 221 to 3037 code for a protein of 938 amino acids. Gene Ontology annotation, cellular component: membrane. The record is from RefSeq and is a predicted model, not a curated record.
UCUGCAUCACAUCCCUAGCUUUUAUUGUUUGCUGACGCCGAAUAACAGAUUGUAUUUUUUUUGUUAUCUUUAUCUUCUGCGUAAAUUAGAUUGAUUUUGUGUUAUUAUGAUUAAGUGUUAAUUGACUGUUUGUGUUUUGGAAACAAUGCGUUAGAAAAAAUAACAGGUGUAGCGAAACUUGACGUGAAAAUAAACUAACUCAUUUGUGACAAAGCCCAAAAUGGUGGAUAUGUUAGACCCGUUGUCGCCUAGCGUGAACACGGCUCGGAGUCCCGGGUUCAUUCACAAAUUGAGACAAAGGAUUGGCAGCGGUGGACUGAACAGAACAUCUGAAGGUUAUGUGGAGUUCGGAGAGUUCAGGUCCGAAGUCCCGGGUAUCAAGAAGGUGGGCACAUUCGCCGGAGUGUUCUGUCCGGUCGUGCUGUCCAUGUUCAGUGCCCUGGUCUUCAUUCGGAUGGGUUAUUUGGUCGGCAACGCGGGUUUACUCGUGACCUUGGGACAGUUUGGCCUGGCGUAUCUCAUAGUAGUGUUCACUGUGACGUCAAUAUGUGCCAUUUCCACCAACGGCGCCGUGGAGGGGGGCGGGGUCUAUUUCAUGAUCAGCCGGACCCUGGGCCCGGAAUUCGGGGGCGCUAUCGGCACGCUGUUCUUCUUCGCAAACGUGGUUUCCAGCGCGCUGUGCAUAUCUGCGUGCACCGAAGCGCUGGUGGAGAACUUCGGGACUAAUGGAUACCUGGUCGGCGCUCACGAGGGUAUCCCGGACGGCUGGUGGUACCGUUUCUUGUACCGGUCUGUCCUCAACGCCGUGGGUUUGGCCGUCUCCUUGGCCGGGGCAUCACUGUUCGCCCGCACCAGCCUAGCUAUAUGGGUGACCAUGCUCGUCUGUUUGUCCAGCGCGUUCCUCAGCUUCCUCAUCACGCCACCAGCUCAGAUAGACAGACCCGACUCUAAUCACCUGGUGAACACCACCAACUUCACCUACACUGGUCUGAGUUCGGAGACUUUAUAUUCGAACCUGUACCCCUCGUACGGGCGGGACUACACCACCAGCGGCGGGGAGAUGGUGGAUUUCGCGUCCGUGUUCGGCGUGCUGUUCACGGGGGUCACCGGGGUCAUGGCCGGGGCCAACAUGAGCGGUGAGCUCAAAAACCCAGGUCGCAGCAUCCCAGCGGGCACUAUAGCGGCGUUAGUGUUCACGUUCAUAUCUUACGUGGCACUCAGCGUUCUCACCGCCGCGACAUGUUCCCGGGACUUGUUGCAGAACAACUAUGUUUAUCUGCUGCCUGUCAAUAUCUGGCCGCCUUUCAUAGCUGUCGGCAUGUUGAUGGCGACAUUCUCCGCUGGGCUCUCGAAUUUGAUCGGCGCUUCGAGAGUUUUGGAGGCGCUUGCGAAAGAUAACAUUUUUGGAUUCCUGCUGCGCCCCAUGGUCUCCAGGUCUGGCAACCCGAUUGUAUCAGUGCUGGCGUCGUGGCUGCUCGUCCAAAUCGGCAUUAUGGCCGGCUCCCUCAACGCCAUCGCUCAGGUGAACUCAGUUCUCUUCAUGACGAGUUACUUCGCAAUAAAUCUGGCGUGCCUCGGACUUGAUUUGGCAUCUGCACCUAAUUUCAGGCCGACGUUCAAGCAGUUCUCGUGGUUGACCUCCCUGCUCGGCCUGUGCGGCUGCGCAGCGCUAGUGUUCGCGCUGCGGCCGCUGUACGCGUGUGGAGCCGCGUUAGCGUGCACGUCACUCGUGCUGGCGCUCCACCUGCUGUCGCCCGCCGCCGCCGACCCCAAGUGGGGGAGCCUCAGUCAGGCGCUGAUAUUCCAUCAGGUCCGAAAAUACCUGUUACUAUUGGACCCGCGGCGAGAACACGUGAAAUUUUGGCGGCCGCAAAUGUUACUGCUGAUAGCUUCCCCGAGGCAGUCCGCGCCGCUCAUCGACUUCGUUAAUGAUCAGAAGAAGGGCGGUUUGUUUGUUAUCGGUCACGUGCGAGUGGGACAACUAGAUGGUAAUGGUGACCCCUUGGCCGAGGAACACAAGUAUUGGUUGAAGCUGAUUGAUCACCUAAAAGUCAAGGCUUUCGUGGAAUUGUGCCUCGCCGAGAGCGUAAGAAGUGGUGCCGCCCAUCUGACCAGACUGUCAGGGCUGGGCGCCAUGAAACCCGACACAGUGUUACUGGGUUUCCGAGACACCGCCACGCCCAGGGAUUUCUUCAGAGACCCCACAUCGCCGUAUAAAACGGACUUAUUCGAUUUGGAAACUGGAGAGACAUUGUUUCCUAUCCGACGCGGGGACACCGCCAGUAUAUCGGCCACUGAGUAUGUACAGGUGGUGUCAGAUGUUCUCUGCGUCAAUAAGAACGUGGGUUUGUGUCGAAACUUCCAUCUAUUGGACAUGGCGGCUGUUGAAAGAAAAUCUCCAACUCUAAAAUACAUAGACGUAUGGUUAGUCGAAGUUCUUCGUCCGUCUUGCGAAGAAGCUUUCACAGUCCGAGCGCUGUUCGCGCUGCAGCUGGCGGCCGUGGUGAGAUCCGCGCGCGGCUGGCAGCACCUGCGGCUGCGGGUGCAUGCUGUGGCCGCGCCGCCCGGGGCCUCGCACACCACCAUACAUGAAGCAGGCCGCACCGUGACAGUGGGAGCGGACACGGACCCGGGCGUGGGCGCCGUGGGGGAGGGCCGGCCGGUCCAGGAGCGGCUGGACCAGCUGCUCAAGCUGUUGAGGAUACACGCUUCUACACAUAGCGUGACAGACUGGCCGUGUCUAGACAACUCGGCGAGCUGGUCCAGCGAUCUCAAUUCCGACCAGAACAGCAUAUAUCAGAGGGUGUCGCUCAGUUAUUUGCAGACUGUCAACAACAUAAUCUCCCGUCGUUGCUCGGAGGGCGCAGCUGUUACGUUUGUACAGCUCCCCCCGCCGCCGGUACUGUCUUCAGUGCCCACGCCCGCCGACCACGCCAUCUGUCUGCAGUAUCUUAGAAUAUUAGACGAGUUCACGAAGAAUUUAUCGCCGACCAUUCUGGUGCGAGGCCUCAAGUCUGUCACAUCAACGGCUUUAUAAUGUAGGCUGUUUUAAUUAAGACAUAUACUCAAUUUUUUUAAUUAACUAUUUUAAAAUCACUAUCGUUGGUUCCUGGACUGAAUUUAGGCUGAAAUUUGUGAGCUUCGGUUUUCGAAUCGGUAAGGUGAGUGGUUAAAAUCCAUAAAGCACAGGUUCAAAACCCACCUCGGCCGUGUACCAAUGACUAUUUUCAAAGUUAUGUACAUUAGUUUGAAUACUAACCGAUGCUCUUACGGUGAGGUAAUAACCUGCAGAUUCAGGCAACUGGAUGUGUAACCAUGGAUCCUAUACGGGUUAGGUUUACCUGCAAAGGUUGCGGAGGUCAGAUGGGAGUCGUUUCGUGUAAAAACCUGUCUCACUCUAUCUAGGGGAUCCAUGGUCAAAGGCAUACCCCGGGCUCUUCUUCAGAGUGGUGAGGAUGCAACCGGGACUAAAGCCAGGAGGAAGAAGAAUAAGUAUAUAGUGUUACCUGCGCAGUGGUUAACUGCAAAUGGAAGCGCACUGCCACUAAUAUUACGAACUGCCUUAAACUAAUUUUACAAAAUUUCAAAUAAUGACCCAAUGAGCGCAUCCCUUACAAUAAUAGCCUUUUGAAAAAAUCACAUGAAUCUUAGUCUCAUAAUUGGUUUUCACAAAAAUCUUAGCUAAACUUUCAGGUAACGUUGCUUAUUGGAAAGACCUAAAGUUAUAUGCAAUUUUUAUAUAUGGAACAUAUGGCCUAUAUAUAUAAAAGGCGUCUAUUUUGAUAUUUAAACAUUGGUACUAUAUAAAACAUAUCAUGUAUAAAAUAAGUAGUUUUAAAUCCCCGUUUUAUGUAAGUUUGACGUAUGUCUGCCUACGUGUGUGUAUGUCUUAGUAUGGCAUAGCAGUUACCCAACGGAUGAACCGAUUUUGAUUGUUUUCUUGUAAGUGAUUAAGUAGAGAAUGUUCUUAGUUAUACAUUUUUUUUAAACCUGACCUUUGAUAUUUUGAAUUUUAUUUAACUAAUGUCUAUGUAUAAUCUAAUUUAGAUGUAUAUUCAAAAUGUAGCGGGUAAGGUGUAUUAAAAAUAAACAUAAUUUAGUUUAAGUAUUAUAUUGAUAAAUUAUAAUCAAAGUGGACCAAACAUUUUUAAUAAACUUGUGUUUCUUAGGUUAUAAUAUUCCUAUUUCUUUAAAUUGUAUCUUUUAAAUAUAUAACAAACCGUCAGAUGGUGCCUGUUUUAUCAGUUAAGAGACUCAAAAUGUUGAACCGAGUUCAUUUGUGCAAGUCGUCACCACUAGAUGGCGCUGAUUAAAUCACACAAAUUUUAUCUUUUUAAAAAUUCGCGUUCAUUUGCUCGACGAAAACGAACGAACUAAUAAAACUCGCACUAAAACCCCGCUGAUGGAGACUUUUUAAGGACUAUUAACUCAAUUUAUAUUAUGAUAUUAUUGACUCGAAAUUGUCAUUAGUUAUUUAGUUAGCUUAUAUAGUAUUAUUGGAUCUGCUGGACAGAAUUUGAUAAAGUUUACAACGAGAGCUAAUAUCAAGAUGAAUAAACAUAUAAUUUUUAUAGGACACUUUUGACAUUGAGAAUAUAAGUUAUUUUUUUAAUUACAAUAAUGAAUCACCACUGACCAUUUAACCUUAAAGCAGGGCUUGUUAACGUUACCAAAUUAACACUAAAAGUAACGGUAAAUAACGAUAUUUUCAAAAAGUUAUGACUGAUACCGUUAAAGACGUGAUAUAGGCAAUGUUAUUUUAUAACGUUAUAAUAUAACGAUAUUAAAUUAUCUUAUAUAUCGUUACCAAUUAAUUUUAACAAUAACGCUACCAAUUAACGUUAUUUAUAUCGAUACCAAAGCAUUGAUUUGUUCUGUUAAUUUACGAUAAACAGUCUUAACGUUAUCUCUUACCGUAAACUUUACUGGUAACGUUAUAUGAGUAUAACGGUAAAUGACCCAAAUAAUAUCGUACAUGACGGUACUGAAGUUAUAACGGUAACCCUGUUUGACAUUAAUAACGAUACCAAUUUUUUAACGGUAAUUCAAGCCCUGCCUUAAAAAGUUCUAAUAGACUAGUAGCAACUCGUCAUAUUCGCUACUCGACAUUUUCGCAUCUUACCCUGUAACAUGGCACGCGGGACUUAUACGUAAGAUUCUAAGUGUCGGGAACCACACGACACAUAAUAAUUAGUUGCGAAAAUGAAAAAUUACCCGUGCAAUGACGAAUUCGCAUUUAUACAUGCAUACAUACAUAACAUCACGCCUGUUUCCCAAUGGGGUAGGCAGAGACUAUGGAUUUAUGACGAGUUGUUACAAUACUAACAUUAAACAUGUCGUAUAAUAUUAUGAUUGUCUUUUGAUAUGUGUAGAUAGAUGUAAGCAAGUCAAAGUAUUCAAUUCAAUUGUGAUAUGACAAUAAAUAAUAUAUUUUGCUUAA